AUGCCCGGCCCGCCCGGCCCGUCCGCCCGCCCGCCGCGGGGACCGGGCUCCACCUGCCGGAGCCGCCGGGCACGGCCGCCCAAUGCCCACCCCCGGAGCGGCACCGCCCCGGCACCGGGACCACCCUCGGCACCGCCCCGAGACUCCCAGGCCAACGCCCCCGGCACCGCCCCAGACUUCUGGCACCGCCCCACCCCCGGUCGCCCCCUACGACCCCUGCGGGUCUCGUCUCCACCGAGACCCGGGACCCAUCAUCGGUACCGCAAUAGUCACCGAUACCCCUCGCCGGGACCUGGACCGGGACUCGGUACCGUCACCGGCAUCCUAGGACUGACCUUGUUAUCGGCAGCGGUAUGUCAGGACCCACCCCCGACAUCGGCACCGACCCCCGGAUCCACCUCUGACACUGCCUCGAGCCCCGGCACUAACCCCGGUACCGAUCCCGCCCCGCUGUAUCCACCCCCGAUACCACCCCGAGACCAGGACCGGGACCCGGCACUGCAGGACUCACUCCCGCACUGGCACCGGCAGCCUUGCACUGUCCCCGGUACCGCACAGGCCUCCCGGCACCCAUUCUCGGCUCCUCUCCAAGCCCCGGGACGGGGACAUUGUACAGACACCGUCAUCUCAGGACUGCCCCUGUACCGGCGCCAGCAUCCCAGGACCCACUCGCAGUACUUCCUUGAGCCUCAGUGUCGACCCCCGGUACGGCAGCAGCAUUUCGGGACUGGCCCUUGGCACUGCCCUGAUCAUCCGGUCCCAUCCCUGGGACUGACCUCGGUACUGUGA
Molecule: messenger RNA, 789 nt
Organism: Cinclus cinclus
Lineage: Eukaryota; Metazoa; Chordata; Aves; Passeriformes; Cinclidae
Product: splicing factor 3A subunit 2-like
Exons: 1
Coding region: 1-789 (262 amino acids)
Source: RefSeq, a predicted model, not a curated record